Messenger RNA from Psammomys obesus (fat sand rat), 6796 nucleotides. It is a transcript of the gene Creb1, whose product is annotated as cAMP responsive element binding protein 1. The record is from RefSeq and is a predicted model, not a curated record. Gene Ontology annotation, molecular function: DNA-binding transcription factor activity, RNA polymerase II-specific; protein binding; cAMP response element binding. Gene Ontology annotation, cellular component: ATF4-CREB1 transcription factor complex; nucleus. Gene Ontology annotation, biological process: regulation of transcription by RNA polymerase II. The transcript has 9 exons. Bases 198 to 1223 code for a protein of 341 amino acids. NCBI's taxonomy places the organism in Eukaryota, Metazoa, Chordata, Mammalia, Rodentia, Muridae.
CUGGCUGCGGCUCCUCAGUCGGCGGCGGCUGCUGCUGCCUGUGGCCCGGGCGGCUGGGAGAAGCGGAGUGUUGGUGAGUGACGCGGCGGAGGUGUAGUUUGACGCGGUGUGUUACGUGGGGGAGAGAAUAAAACUCCAGCGAGAUCCGGGCCGCGAACGAAAGCAGUGACGGAGGAGCUUGUACCACCGGUAACUAAAUGACCAUGGAAUCUGGAGCAGACAACCAGCAGAGUGGAGAUGCUGCUGUAACAGAAGCUGAAAAUCAACAAAUGACAGUUCAAGCCCAGCCACAGAUUGCCACAUUAGCCCAGGUAUCCAUGCCAGCAGCUCAUGCGACAUCUUCUGCUCCCACUGUGACCUUAGUGCAGCUGCCCAAUGGGCAGACAGUCCAAGUCCAUGGAGUUAUUCAGGCGGCCCAGCCAUCAGUUAUUCAGUCUCCACAAGUCCAGACAGUUCAGUCUUCCUGUAAGGACUUAAAAAGACUUUUCUCCGGAACUCAGAUUUCAACUAUUGCAGAAAGUGAAGAUUCACAGGAGUCUGUGGAUAGUGUAACCGAUUCCCAAAAACGAAGGGAAAUUCUUUCAAGGAGGCCUUCCUACAGGAAAAUUUUGAAUGACUUAUCUUCUGAUGCACCAGGAGUGCCAAGGAUUGAAGAAGAAAAGUCGGAAGAGGAAACUUCGGCCCCUGCCAUCACCACUGUAACGGUGCCAACCCCAAUUUACCAAACUAGCAGUGGGCAGUAUAUUGCCAUUACCCAGGGAGGAGCAAUACAGCUGGCUAACAAUGGUACCGAUGGGGUACAGGGCCUGCAGACAUUAACCAUGACCAAUGCAGCUGCCACUCAGCCGGGUACUACUAUUCUACAAUAUGCACAGACCACUGAUGGACAGCAGAUUCUAGUGCCCAGCAACCAAGUUGUUGUUCAAGCCGCCUCUGGCGAUGUACAGACAUACCAGAUCCGCACAGCGCCCACUAGCACCAUUGCCCCAGGAGUUGUUAUGGCGUCCUCCCCAGCACUUCCUACACAGCCUGCUGAAGAAGCAGCACGAAAGAGAGAGGUUCGUCUAAUGAAGAACAGGGAAGCAGCAAGAGAAUGUCGGAGAAAGAAGAAAGAAUAUGUGAAAUGUUUAGAGAACAGAGUGGCAGUGCUUGAAAACCAAAACAAGACAUUGAUUGAGGAGCUAAAAGCACUUAAAGACCUUUACUGCCACAAAUCAGAUUAACUUGGGAUUUGAAUGUUCACCUGUUGGUGGAAAAUGGACUGGAUUGGCCACAACCAGAAAGACAAAAUAAACAUUUAUUUUCUAAACAUUUCUUUUUUUCUAUGCGCAAAACUGCCUGAAAGCAACUACAGAAUUUCAUUCAUUUCUGCUUUUGCAUUAAACUGUGAAUGUUUCAACAACUACUUCCACUUCUCCCAUCAAGAAACGUGCAGCACCAGGAAUCAUGAAAAGACUUCUGCUCUCCAUCUCUCACCAUCCUCAAGAAGUAAUAAUUUGUUUAUUUGUAAAUUGUUGGCGGGUAUGAGGAAAAUGAAAUCUUGGCUUUUUAAUUUUUGUUUUAGGUUUGUUUUGUUUUGUUUUUGUUUGUUUUCUUUUUAAUGAUUUCAAGGUUUGUGCUGAACUCCAUGACUGCCUUAGGGACAGAAUUGCCCAGCCUCUUGAGCUGAAAUAAUGUGUGGGGCGCAUAAGGAAAGUAAGUAAGGUGCAAUGAAGAAGUGCUGAUUGCCAAGUUGAUGUUUUUACACUCAUUGUGAAUUAUGUGAAACUGGUCAAAGAUGUACCCUCUAAAUAAGGGUCUUAGCUCAGUGUUGAGGAGUAAGCUUUUUAUGUAUACUCUUUCUUGAGUACUGACUAAAAGUUGUCCCUGGUUCUGAGAAGCAUCCUGUAUUACCCACAGCUCUUCUGUGGGGCCGUUGUUACUUCUUAAUUCAGUUCUGUGUGUUCAGAAAUUUGAAUACAUUAAAAGAAGUAACCAAGUGAGUGAAAAGCAUGGUAUGUGAAUUUUGAGUUAAGUUAAAAUCAAAGCAUAAAGCUUAUUUUGACUAGUACUAAAUCGUAAUGAACUGGUAAAGGAAGCCUGCUCCUUGAGUAUAUAACAAGGUUUUUAUAAAUAAAAGCUUUUGUCCUUGCUUCCAAAACUCCUUAUAUUGUCACUCAUUUACCUAAAAAGCUAUUUAUGAUUCACUGUUGCAUUUACAUUGUGCCACCAACAGGAAAGUUUUCAAGAUGUCCCAGAAAAGUACUAACUGACAACCUUUGCUAUAGUCACAUACUUUAUCAGAAAGUGUGAUUCUAAAACAUUGUGUUAAAUGCACACGAGAAAAAUAAUUUUCUUCAGGCAUUGGUGUGUCUGCUGUGGUACAACAUUUGGCAAAACACUUUUUUUUUCCUCCCCAACAAAGGUGGUACUGCUAUAGUUAUUCAGUAGCUACUAUUUCUAAAGACCCCCCCCCAUUUAAGUCCUGACUCAUAGUCUGCAUUUAUAUGUAACCUUGUUUCUGAUAAGACUUAGUGAUAGCUGCUUAUAGUCACUAAGUCUGAUAAAAUCGAAACUCUUUAAGUUUUUAAAAGACAAAGAUGAGGAAGGUGGAGCCUGGCAUGUUAGAUUUCUUCAUGUUUGAGAACAAACUUGGACUCCAGAUUGUUUUAUAUUUGCUCUUGGGAUAGUAAGAAGGCUAGUGUUAAUGUCAGUAUACACAUGAGCAUUAGAUAUUUGGCCCAUUUUUAAAAAUAAGACUUUAGGUUACUACCUAUAAAUGUUAUACAUUAUUUGUAACAAACCACUGUCUUUUUUCAAGGAGGAACAGUUUGUGAAGGAGCAUAAUUCUAAGACUUGAGUGUUAUAAUCCUUAUGUUUGGACAGUUUGCCAGAUUCUCAAGAAGGCUUUCAAACGACUAAAGUUUGAUGUUUUUCCUGCUGAGCUUACUGGGAAAGAACAUAAAAUUGUCUGUAUAUCAGCAUGUAGAUGUAUCAUUUGCUAAACUUGGUGAAACAAAAAUGAAGCAAAGUCACAAAUCUGUUGACAAACUGGAAUUCUCAUUAAGUCAAGAUGUCAGAUUGAGUAUUUUAAAUGUCACAAGUGGAGAAAUUGACUAGUGCUUUGAAGUUUUAAUCUCUUAAGUGUCUAUCUUCAAAAGUUGAGGCUUUCUCCACAAUUAGGAAAUCGGUGAUCUCCAUAAACCUUCACAAACCAAGGCAGUCUCAAUCACACUUAGUAGCUGGAUAGAUUGUAAUUUGCAGAGGCCAGGGCCUUUAUGCCUGGAGCAUGAGUAUACUGGUGAGAAAUACAUGGAGUUGCUAAAGCUAACUUGAAAUUUUCAGCUUCUACAGAAAGAAAUCAAGCCUCUUUAAGCUUUUUUAAUAUUAGAAAAAAAAAAACACUUUGUUUUUGAGCUAUGUGGAGAAUCUUUCUUAAGAAAAUGACAUAAUUUUUAAAAUACUCUUAUAUCCAAGAUUGUAUGUGGCCACAUUACUGGUGAUGUUUUUCUCUUCAUAUUGGCCAAAAGGGACUGAAGAUGUUGUCAUAGGAAUCUGUACAUACGCUACUGAUUUGCCUAGAAAACAGCAAGUUUGGUAUUGCUCACUUUGCAUAUGUAGGGCCAUGUGGCGCUUUUAUCUAUAGGACAGAUUAACUAAUAAAAAUAAAAUGGGGAGGGGUUUAUUUUUGAUAUAUUACUCUUCUGAGUUUUCAAGCUUUGAUAGUGUUUAACUGAAAAGUGGUUUAGAAAGGGCUAGAUCCAAUAUGUUCAUAUUUAAAAAAUUGAUGAGAUACAACCUAAGUUCUUUAUCAAAAGCAAGUACCGUAUUAGCAACCAUCAUAUUGUCUUAGGUGCUGUGCUUGUUUAGGUGUUAUAGAGUGGGUGGGGAAGUGGCAUUUUGUAAUAUAUGUGUACAUAUAUACAUACAUACAGUAUAUCAUCUAAACGCUCUGAGAGCUGUUAUGUCAGGAAUGCUGAGUAUUAUAGCGUAUUGAGGUCAGAUGAAAUUCUACACUUGUGUGCAUUCUCCUGCAUCUCUUUCGGUGUUUCAGUGACUAUUACUCCAGCACUCAUAACUGGCUUUUAUCCUUUCUUCCGGUUUUUUAUUAGUUUUGUUUUUGUUUUUGGCUUGAUGCUUUUGGGUAUGUUACCAGUCACUUGAAAACUAACCCCCAACGCUUUUUUUUUUUUUUCCUGCUUUUUUUCUGGCAGCUAUAACAUCGGUAAGAACAUUAUGAAAAUAGCUUUUAAAAGAUUUUUUUUUUUUUUUUUUUUUUAAAGAAUCAUAUUGGGCUUGUGGUGUUUCGUUUGAGCAGGGGUUUUUGUCAGGAAAUGUUAUUUGAUGGUAGGUCAGCAUCAGUGCUAGUGUCUAAAGUACAAAAGCAGUUAGGCGGGCUGUCCAGUUAGAAGUUAUCUGGCUGGAGUUUGUCUCUCAGGACUCCUCCCUACUGUUUUCCAACAUUGAGGGUGAGUGACGUGGAAUCAUGCAAAGAUUGGGGCUUAGAAACAAACAUUUGUAUAACCCUUAGUGCUUUUACUUACUUGAAGUGACUAAGUCUAAAUGUCUUCUUUCCUGUUUAGAAAGCUUUAGUUCUCUGCCAACUCCAGUCAGCUAGUCACCUGAGUUGGUUUCUGUACCAAUAGCUGCUUCAUUUUCAGUUUCUUCCAGAGGCUUUUGUUUUGCCUUUGUAACACUGAAAACUCUUGGCAUAUCAUUCCCCAAGGCCUAGGACAAAAGUUGUAUAUUUACUUGGGAUUGUAUUUACAUAGAUUCUUUGUAAAUGUUCAGUGUAACUUGCACUUUUUUUAAUGACCCAGCAACUUGGGAAGUUCCCUCAUCAGCGAGUUCUCAACUGACCCUUUUGUCUUCCUCCUCUCUUCAGAUCAUGACUCCAUAAUGGAAGCUAUUCAUUGAUUACAAUAUCAUAGCUAGCCUUAAGCAUGUUAUAAAAGCUAAAUAUCUGGGAAUUAGAUUUGACUUGUCCAAUUAAUUAAAAGGUUAACUGAGACUUUUCAGAAGUAAAUACUGAAAGAAAAAUACUUAAAAUUUUAAAUUUCAUCCUCACCCCAACAUUAAUUCUGUAUAGAGUAUGCCAAAAAAAUUUCCAGAAUAUUACAAACUUUGUUACAGCAGUUAGCUUAUUGUCAUUGUGGGAAUCCAUGUAAUCAUCGUUACUAAAUCAUUUUAAUUUGGCUUUGUUGACUUCAAAGAAAUGCUGCCUAAACUUGACUGGUUUCAGCUUUGGGGGAAGUAAAGUAUGCUUUGUUAGGCCUGUAGGUGAAUUAUUUGUAAAAUAAACUUGUCCACUGAGUUGUACAAAGCACAACUAGAGUUUUUGUUGGGUGGCUUAUGUGUCUUGAUUACUUUCAAUGUUAGUAAUGUUGACUUUUUUAAGUUAAGUCACUGUUAUGUACUAGGAACUGGUUUCCUUGACUUUCUAGAAUCAAUGGCCAAGAGAGGCAUAUAAUCCUUGAGGGGUUGAACGUAUCAUGAAGUUGGGUCAGUAUGGAAGAAUUCCAAACAAAUCAAACAGGGUGCUGAAGUUCCGCUGACUCACUGCUCGUGGUGCGCUUACUGAUUGUGAAUGUAGUUUUUAAGCCUUUGUAUGUGUCCUCAGGGGCAGACAAACUUUAACAAGGACCAGAUAACAUUUGAAUGGAGGAAUUAUAUUUCAGGUGUUUUAGCUUGAAAUUUAUUUUUUAAAAAAAUAAAAAUUAAAAAAAAAAUAAGAGCAAAGUUUGAGAAGCAAGUUGGCAGUAUAAAAACAGGCAGAGCAAAAGCUGGCUGCCCUGUCCCCAUCCUGGAACUGUGUGGGCAGGUCCCAGCUGGGUAAAUGUUAAAGGAAGAUGAAUGAUCUAUAGGAAGAAUCUGAGAAGGGUCAAACAGUAGGAAACUCCUACUUUCCCAGGCUUGCCCACAGAAGGAUAGCGUUUCUAAGCUUCUGUCGGAGGGACGUCUCAGAGAUGAGAUGAAGUCUGAGAUGUUGAGCUAACCAGUUGGGAAGAAAGAUCACUGCAGAUCAUGAUCUGUUGGCCACAUGAAAUGAUUUAUUAUAUUUGGGAGGUUUUAUUUUCUUAUGUUUUUUAAAAUUGAAUUGGUAAAUGCUUUAUAGACGUAUUUUUACCCAGGUGCCACUUCAAUGUGUAUGUAAUAAAAUUAUUUAUAUUAAAAGUGGGAAAUUUUGUCAGCAUUUUUCUGUGCGUGUAGAUUAGGCUGGUGAAGAAGUGUGCUAGUUAGCAGUUUUCUGUGUAAAGCUGUCUUCGGCUGCUCUGUUCACAUCGGUUAUAAUGCCCCCAGGGGAAGGCAUCAUCUCCAAAUUAGACAUGUCACUUGAAACUUUUGAAAACAAAGUAACCAGGGAAGUCCUAGACUGGUAUUUGGCAGUUUGGUUUCUCCUUGACCACUGGAGUAGAGAAUAACUCCCCAGAACUGUCAGCACACAACAGGGUGUCAGCUUACCUCUGAUGUUUCUAUUGGAGUUGAGUACAGAUAACUAUGAGAAGGGAAAUACAUUUCUAUAGAUCCCCACAAUCUAGAAACAGCCCUGUUUAAAUUUUUUUACCUAAAUCUUUUUGUGUUUUAUGUGUAAAGAGUAAAAGUACCAAGAUACCAUGCAUUUUAUUAACACUGUGUACAUACUGGCUGCUUUGUGUUCAGAAUGGUAGCAGUUGCUUUGUAUAUUAAAGUGAUCCUUGUGAAUUUGUGAAAUAUUGUCAUAAAGUGCUUUUCUUACUGUAAUCUUUGUGGUAUCAACUGUCAUAAUGCCCUUUUUACACAGACAUUUAUGUGCGGUCACAUAAACAUGCUUUUAAAA